AUGCUCGGAUCUAUCAGCAAUUUCGUCCUAGAUGCGUGGCUUGACUUCCUCAGCCUGAAUUAUUUUCUGCGUUUUCCGAUCCUCUUCGUUGUGGGUGUCGCCCUCGUUUGGCUCUCGUGGCGGACAUGGAGAUUCUCCAUCUAUCCCCUGUUGAAUCCCGACGAACCUCGAGAAGUGCCUUACUCGAUACCAUUCCUCGGUCACGCCAGAAGUUUCCUCAAAAAUCAAGAUAAAGCCCUAUCAUAUGGCCGAGAGUAUUUCAAAGGCUCAAGGGAGCCGUUCGCUUUCACUCUGGGACGGGAGAAGUUGUACAUUUUGACUUCUUAUCAGGACGUGGCCACCGCUUAUAGGAACACUACUGUUUUUGACUACGGCGAUGUCAUCAAAGAUCUCAUGGGAAGCUUUGGAGUCAGUCCACCAGGCAUCGAUAAGGUGUACCACCCUUAUCCCGAGUUCGAGGGUGAUAUUCAUCGAUACAACCCUCGUCCCAAAAGCCUGUUUCACCUAAAAAGCGACUUCUACCAUACGCAGCUUCAUCCGGGGGAGCAAUUCAAAGACAUCCAGGAUAAGUUCCUCAAACUUAUUGGCGAUGCAAUGAGUUUCGAAAACUUCCCCCAGGACGUCAUUCCAUCAUCCACUAUCAACAAUAUUUCACUCUACAAAUUGUGUCAACAGGUCUUUGUGAAAGCGGGCAUCAGAGCUUUUUUUGGAGAACGGAUUCUGCAGAUUAGCCCCUCUUUCGUAUGUGAUUUUAUUGACUUUGAUGAGAACAACUGGAUGAUUUUCUAUAAUUGGCCUGACGCCGCACUGGCGCGGAAACCCAAGUCCAAAGUUCUUGCAACUCUCGAAGCUUAUCUCAAGCUGCCAAAGGCAGAACGUCCGGGAACCGCCUGGCUCAUUGAGAUGAUGGAGGAGUCGCAGAGGCAACUAGGAAUGAACGAAGCAGACAUCGCAGUAGUAUUGAUGAUGCUCAUGUGGGUCACCAACACCAAUGCGUACAGGGUGACAUUCUGGAUGCUGGCGUAUGCAUUCCAUUCACGUAGCUUACUCUCGACCUUGUACGCGGAGACCGGGCCAUCCCUGAAAGCCGACGGUUCCAUAGACAUCACCUACCUGAUGAAUCAAUGCCCGCACCUCGACUCGCUCUGGUACGAAAUCCUGCGCCUAACCAACGCCUCCUCAGCGCUGCGCACCGUCACCGAGCCAACCAGAGUCGGCACGAAGCUGCUGAAGCCCGGCCACAAGGUGAUGAGCCCCUUCCGCCAGCUUCACUUCGACGAGAAGGUGUUCGGAGCAAACGUCGGUCAAUGCGAUCCGGACCGUUUCUUCAACCGGAAGGACCUGGCACGUCAUCCCAGCUACAAACCAUUUGGCGGAGGCGUAACCAAGUGUCCUGGCCGCUUUGUCGCACAUCAGGAAACGUAUAUCUUUAUCACGUUGCUGCUGCAUCGGCUGAAAGCUGAGUUGGCGAACGAAGGGCAGCAGCCGUUUCCUAGAUUCGAAUUGGAUACACCGACCACGGGGAUCAUUAGCCCGAAGACUGGGGAUGAUGUUGUCCUUUCUGUAUCAGCGAAGAUUGAAAGCUGCGAUUGCAGCAGUUAG
Endocarpon pusillum Z07020 is the source of this 1602-nucleotide messenger RNA. RefSeq lists its product as uncharacterized. The transcript has 2 exons. Bases 1 to 1602 code for a protein of 533 amino acids. The record is from RefSeq and is a predicted model, not a curated record. NCBI's taxonomy places the organism in Eukaryota, Fungi, Ascomycota, Eurotiomycetes, Verrucariales, Verrucariaceae. Gene Ontology annotation, molecular function: oxidoreductase activity, acting on paired donors, with incorporation or reduction of molecular oxygen; iron ion binding; heme binding.